Molecule: messenger RNA, 623 nt
Organism: Apaloderma vittatum (bar-tailed trogon)
Lineage: Eukaryota; Metazoa; Chordata; Aves; Trogoniformes; Trogonidae
Product: CDC42 small effector protein 2-B-like
Exons: 3
Coding region: 1-231 (76 amino acids)
Biological process (GO): regulation of Rho protein signal transduction
Cellular component (GO): plasma membrane
Molecular function (GO): small GTPase binding
Source: RefSeq, a predicted model, not a curated record
AUGACUGAAUUCCUUGUUUGCUUUAAUUGGUGCAAUGGUGAACAGCCCCCGCCGAAGAGGCGUCGGAGACUGGACCGGAAUAUGAUAGGAGAGCCAAUGAACUUUGUACACACUGCGCAUGUUGGGGCAGGAGAAAUGAGCAGUGACUAUUCCUCAGCUGUAUCAAUUCAGGACCACAUGAAGUCUAAAGGUGGCUACACAAAUGGCACUUCUGCAACUGUUGAGAUAUAGGAAACUGAGCGAAGGCUGAAAUCUGCUCUGUCUUAUGAGGACCCCCUGGAUCGUGCUUUCAUAUUCUCGAAAACCUCUUUAUCGUGGAAUAGAGAGAAUGUUUGAAUUAUAAAUAGGUCAGUGCAAGCUUUGGUUUUCUUAGCACAAUAGCUUCUGAAGACGUUACUGUAAAUUAUCCUUAAAGUAGUCUGUCAUGGUAGUGGUGUAGUAGCAGCUAUAAUUUGUCACAGUGGAUGAUUUCCUAGUGGUGUCCCAAAAACCUCACAAAGUUGUUGUGUAGGAUGGAAUUGGGAGCCAGUAUGAAUCAUCUGGGGUUUUAGUCUCUGUCUUUCUCUUCCCUCAAUAAAUGCAGAGGUUGAUCUAAUUGGAAGGUAUCUUGUUUACGCUUCUUA